AUGCUAAGUAUAAAUGAUCUUAGUCGUGGGUUUAUUCAGAAUAUAUGUGAAACCAAAAAUGCGGAAGAAAGACCUGUAAUCCAAGUAUUAGAGGCGAGGCCGUUGGUCAACAGUCAAGCCGAAUCAGCUUCAGAAGCUCAGUACUUUCGAUUUCGGAUAUCUGAUGGAAUAUUUAGUUACAAUUCCUGUCUUAAUCAAGCUAAUAUAACGGAAAAAAUUAAGCAGGACAAACUUGAUCGUGGUAAUCCAAUUUUACGCAUAGAAUACACAGUAAAAAUAGCUCAGAAACCUUUGAUUAGAAUUAUGGAUUACGAAAUUUUGGGUCAAGAUUUACCGGUUUUCGGAAAUCCAGUUCAUCAUUCGGGAAAUGCUAAGGAUUAUCAGGGUUUAAGCUCUAUAAAUUUGCAUACUAAUCAUUCUCCGCGUCAAUCACCUCAAAAAGGUGUCAAAACCUCAGGGCAGAAUCUUCCGUCUGUUCGUUGCACAGGGCUUUCUCGUCCAUUGACAAGUUUGGUGGGGCAAAACAUAACGCCAAUUAAAUUAAUCACGCCAUAUGUUAACAAAUGGAGGAUUUGUGGUGUAGUAACAGCAAAGGAAGAUUUACGUAAUAUAAGAACAGCUCGCAGAGACAUGAAAGUAUUUAAUUUCGAAUUAACUGAUGAGGAAGGAGCAUGUAUACGCAUUGCUGCAUUUGACGAUAUGGCGGAGAAAUUUUAUUCGAUUAUUCAGAAAGGAUCGAUGUUUUACGUAUCAAAUGGUACAGUUAAACAAGCGAAUAAGCGUUUCAAUACCACUGGUCAUGAUUAUGAAAUUACCGUAAGGAACGAUUCUGAGGUUUCGCCAUGUUUGGAUCGUCAAAAAAUUGAGCAACCAAAGCUUUCACUCAAUGUUGUUCUUUUGUGCAAUGUAGCUAAUCAUGUGGGGGAGCCAAUUGAUAUAAUCGCUAUUGUGGAGAAAGUCAACGAUAUCAUGCAGGUGACAGCACGAAGUACAGGGAUGCAACUGGAAAAACGUGAUAUAAUAUUGAUUGAUACGUCUGAAACGGAGAUUACUUUAACAUUUUGGGGUGAACAAGCUCGAACCUAUGAUAAGGAGAUUGAGGGUCAAACCAUUGGGAUCAAAGGAGCGUUUGUGAAGGACUUCAAUGGAAGUUUGAGUUUAAGUACUGGAAAUUCAAGUCGAAUAGAACUAAAUAUGAAUUGUUCAGAAACUGUAAACUUAUAUAGAUGGUACCGGGAAACAAGACCAACUCUUCAGGUCCGUAACCUGACAACGACUGGAUUCAGUUCUGAUAGUUAUUGUAAUUUUUUUAUUGAACUGCGAAACGCCUUAUUUUUUGGCAUUAUUGUUGCAGCGCGAGAUUUGCGAAUUAUUUGUCUAUCAGAAAUUGGUGCUUUGGGACGAAAUUCAGAGAAGGGGGCGUUUUUCAACAUCACAGCCAUGAUCUCCUCUUUAAAAGCUGAUGGCGCUUUAUAUAAGAGUUGUGGUACAAAUGGAUGCAAGAAGAAAGUUAUCGAGCUCAACAAUCAGUAUCGGUGUGAGAAAUGUGAUGUUACUUUGGAUAGAUAUAAAUAUGUCCUGCUUAUGACGAUAGAAAUAUCAGACUUCUCCGGCUCUCACUGGGUUACUGUUUUCGAAGAUAAAGCCGUUAAACUUUUGAAAAAAGAUCCAGAGCAGUUGGGACAGUUGCUAGAUAAUGAUUUGCUAGAUGAAUAUAAUGAGGUGUUCAAUGCUGUGCGAUUUCGGGAAUACACAUUCCGCAUUCGGGCAAAAUCCGAGUUUUACAAUGAUGAAGAGAAAAUUAAAUGGAGCGUUUUUGAUAUUAACGAAGUGAACCACGAUAAAUAUAUUGAUGAACUGACGAAAGCUGUUAGUAAAUUGGAAGCACUGUAA
Molecule: messenger RNA, 1893 nt
Organism: Thelazia callipaeda (thelaziosis nematode)
Lineage: Eukaryota; Metazoa; Nematoda; Chromadorea; Rhabditida; Thelaziidae
Source: the annotation of a GenBank genome assembly